AUGCAAGCAGGGACCACCUAUGAUAAAAUGCAGGCACGACAUCUGCGACCCUCACCCGAUAAGGGCCUGAACCUCCUGAACCUCUGUCAUUCCAGUCAUAUCCCAGAAUUGUUACUUUCACCUCAUUUUCUGGCUAGUCGUUGUGGUCGUAGAAUCAACAGGCAGAACAACACGCUGGUACUACCACAUGUGACGACUCCCCUGAAACGCCCCUUGCCUGAUACAACCUAUCCCAUUGCGCCCUCAACUUCGAUGCAAGCCAGGAGCAUGUUUACACCGCCCACAAGCCCCUUCACCGCCCACAAGCCACACCGCCCACAAAACCCUUCACCGCCCACAAGCCCUUCACCGCCCACAAAACCCCUUCACCGCUCACAAGCCCCUUCACCGCCCACAAGCCACUUCAGCGCCCCAACCCCCCUCACUGCCCACAAGCCCCUUCAACCGCUUCACAAGCCCCUUCACCGCCCACAAGCUCCCUCACCCAGAGACCAAGCCAGACGUCAUAUUGCUUAA
This is a messenger RNA of Penaeus vannamei (Pacific white shrimp), 516 nucleotides long. NCBI's taxonomy places the organism in Eukaryota, Metazoa, Arthropoda, Malacostraca, Decapoda, Penaeidae. The record is from RefSeq and is a predicted model, not a curated record.